AUGACAGGAAGAGAGGAUGGCGCUGAGGAAAAGCUCAAAGUCAAGAUGCUGGCGCCUGCAUUUGGGAUCGAUAAAUCACGACUUCAUGGAUCUGGGUUUAGGUCUAAAGGCUUUGCCAUCACGGACCUACUGGGUCUUGAAACGGAUCUCCAGCCUCGCCCAUCCGGACCUUAUGGAAUAGGAGGACACGGGGAUGUUCAGAGCGCUGGGAUGGGAUUCCCUUUCGCUGGAGGAUCCUUGCCUCUUGGUCUGGGGUUCCUGUGCAGUUUGGCGGCUCAACAACCUCCGGGGGCCCCCUGCUUCCUACCGAGUCACAUACCCCUCCUUCAGUCCAGGACGGAGAGCCAUUUCAUGCAGAAUUUGGAGCAACAAAGAGACGCCUACUCUGAUGACGAAUGUCUCUCUGGUGAACGAAACGAUUCGAAAAACUCAGGGAACUCACAGAAGAGAAAGAAAAGGAGGCACAGAACUGUGUUCACUUCUCAUCAACUGGAGGAGCUGGAAAAGGCAUUCCAUGAGGCACAUUACCCAGACGUGUAUGCCAGGGAAAUGUUAGCAAUGAAGACAGAAUUGCCUGAGGAUAGAAUACAGGUAUGGUUUCAGAAUCGUCGGGCCAAGUGGAGGAAACGUGAGAAGUGCUGGGGACGCAGCAGUGUGAUGGCAGAGUAUGGGCUCUAUGGUGCCAUGGUCCGUCACUCCAUCCCUCUGCCAGAAUCAAUCAUCAACUCCGCCAAAAGCGGGAUGAUGGGCUCCUGUGCUCCCUGGCUUCUAGGAAUGCACAAGAAGUCCAUGGAUAUAGUAAAGAAGUCCCCAGGAAUGCCAGAGUUUACCCACUCGGAUACUAACUCCGAGGAAACUAAAGGGAAAGACAACGACAUGUCCUGGCCAAAUCGCUCUCGUGGUAUACACGACAGCGAGGACAUGGCAAUAGACCUAUCCAGCACCUCUAAGCAGGACAGCAGCAAGAGCACUUUGAAGUCAUCGUCGCCCCAAAGGGACCCCAUUCGCAACAGCGAUUCAGACGAUGAAAGCUAA
Salvelinus namaycush (lake trout) is the source of this 1035-nucleotide messenger RNA. Its product is annotated as visual system homeobox 1-like. Gene Ontology annotation, molecular function: transcription cis-regulatory region binding; DNA-binding transcription factor activity, RNA polymerase II-specific. NCBI's taxonomy places the organism in Eukaryota, Metazoa, Chordata, Actinopteri, Salmoniformes, Salmonidae. Gene Ontology annotation, cellular component: nucleus. Gene Ontology annotation, biological process: regulation of DNA-templated transcription. The coding region runs from base 1 to 1035 and encodes 344 amino acids. The transcript is spliced from 5 exons. The record is from RefSeq and is a predicted model, not a curated record.